AUUAACUCUGUUUGGCUUGCAAUGAGAGAACUAGAACCUUUCCUUCUAUGCAAAUACGCUCAAGGAACAAUCUUUGUUCGAUUACGAGUUAUAAAGAAGAAUAAAUCAUAUAUUCAACCGUUGGGAAUACUUUUGUCUAUACACAAAUUCGUACAUAAACUACCUACGAUAAGGAGGAUCGAACCUCAAAAGUUACGAGGGUCUCGCUUUGUUCUCUUCAUAAACAACUUGUAGAGAGUUUUGACUGGUAUUAGAGCAAAAGUGGUGAUGCUUUUGCUUCUCCUUGCACAUAUAUUUCAAAAUUCACCUUUCUUUUUCACUUUGCCAAGAGCAGAUGAAAGAUUCUUAUUUUUCCAUUAUUUCUACGUUUAUAUUCUUUUUUUUCACUAGGAGACGAAAUUGAUCCAAUAUAUGUAAAAGAACAAGACCUUCCUUCACGAGUUUGGAUAGUAACAAACACAAUACAAUUUGCGAUGAACUCAACAAAAAAAUCAGAUAAAUUGUAUUAUCUUAUUCCGCUGAGUAUUGCAAAGUUGAAAGCGACAUUUUUAUUCUUUGUAGAGCAACUUGGAUAAAAUUAUUUUUCUCUUCUUCUUUAUGUUUGACUUGUUUCUAGUGGAAUUGAACGUUUCUUGUAUUUAUAGACUGUUUGUUGAUACAAAACGAUGAGUUGUCUUUGAUUCUCGUUACAAAUACCCAAAAAGAGGGCUCUACCAAUGUGCCCAUCAGGCUAUAUUUCGGAAGAGUCUUCUGCCAAGUGUCUAACGCGAGGAACUUUUGUAUAGUGACUCACCGUCCUCUCGAGGUUAUCUCGUUCCUAAAGCAGCUUUGUAUUUUUUAUAGUUUGCUUUCUUGUAUAUCUUUAAAAGUUGUGGUUUUAACAAAGUCUAUCCUACAAGAGGACGCAGCAAAAGCCUUUAAACCUAAACAGU
Messenger RNA from Galdieria sulphuraria, 932 nucleotides. RefSeq lists its product as uncharacterized. NCBI's taxonomy places the organism in Eukaryota, Rhodophyta, Bangiophyceae, Galdieriales, Galdieriaceae. The record is from RefSeq and is a predicted model, not a curated record. The transcript is spliced from 2 exons. Bases 22 to 234 code for a protein of 70 amino acids.